AUGAAUGUGAUGCGUAGAUUGACGACUUUGGCUUCUGGACGCAAUUUCGUAUCUUCUGAUAACGUAGGAGAUUCCGACACGCCAAAAUCGAAACCUAUUCAGAUUCUGGAAGAAACCGAAUCCACGGAAACGACGACGUACGAGAAAGACUCUGUUUUAGAAGAGAAUACACGUGAAUCUGACUCCACUACAGAGAAUUCUGAAAUCCGCGAGAUGGGAAACGGAGAUGACAAGGAUACGGAAUGUGGGAUUAUCAAGGGAAAUGGAACAGAAUCUGGCAGGAUUAUUACAACCAAAAAGAAGGGUUUGAAUGAUCAAAGAGAAAAGACAAUCUCGUACAGAGCCGAACAUGUAGUUGGCACUGGCUCAUUCGGUGUUGUCUUUCAGGCAAAGUGCAUAGAGACGGAAGAAAAAGUAGCAAUCAAGAAAGUGUUGCAAGACAAGAGAUACAAAAACAGAGAGCUUCAGAUAAUGAGAAUGCUUGAUCAUCGCAAUGUCGUUGAGCUCAAGCAUUCUUUCUUCUCCACGACUGAGAAAGACGAGCUUUAUCUUAACCUUGUUCUCGAGUAUGUACCCGAGACUAUUUACCGCGCUUCGAGAUCUUACACCAAGAUGAAUCAGCACAUGCCCUUGAUUUACAUUCAGCUCUAUACCUACCAGAUUUGCCGUGCAAUGAAUUAUCUUCAUCGAGCUGUUGGAGUUUGUCACCGUGACAUUAAACCUCAGAAUCUAUUGGUCAAUAAUGUUACGCAUGAGGUUAAAGUAUGUGAUUUUGGGAGCGCCAAAAUGCUGAUUCCAGGAGAACCAAACAUAUCUUACAUAUGCUCAAGGUAUUACAGAGCUCCAGAGCUUAUAUUUGGAGCAACCGAGUACACAAAUGCGAUCGAUAUGUGGUCUGUUGGUUGUGUCAUGGCUGAGCUUUUCCUUGGACAUCCUCUAUUCCCUGGAGAGACUAGUGUUGAUCAACUUGUGGAGAUCAUUAAGAUUUUGGGGACACCAGCAAAAGAAGAGAUAAAGAACAUGAAUCCUCGUUACAAUGAUUUUAAGUUCCCUCAGAUCAAAGCUCAGCCUUGGCACAAGAUUUUCCGGAGACAGGUCUCUCCAGAAGCGAUGGAUCUUGCCUCUAGACUCCUCCAGUAUUCACCAAACCUGAGAAUCACAGCGCUUGAAGCAUGUGCACACCCUUUCUUCGAUGAUCUAAGAGACCCGAGCGCAUCCUUGCCUAAUGGAAGAGCACUUCCUCCAUUGUUUGAUUUCACAGCUCAAGAAUUGGCUGGUGCAUCUGUUGAAUUGCGUCACCGCUUAAUCCCUGAGCAUGCAAGGAAAUGA
This is a messenger RNA of Microthlaspi erraticum, 1329 nucleotides long. The record is from the annotation of a GenBank genome assembly. NCBI's taxonomy places the organism in Eukaryota, Viridiplantae, Streptophyta, Magnoliopsida, Brassicales, Brassicaceae.